AUUUUUUUUAAUUUUUUUUAUCAUUUUGAGCAGUUCGAUUGAAAACUAACACGAACAUCCCACUUACAUUCCGCUGCCGAAUUUGGCUUCGCAGAAAAUGGAAGAAGAAAACAACGUAUUCAAAGAUGAACAAGAACAAGAAAUCAAUGAAUCCUUUGUUUGCUGCGUUUGCUUGGAUCUGUUAUACAAGCCCAUUGUGCUAUCUUGUGGCCACAUAUCAUGUUUCUGGUGUGUCCAUAAAUCAAUGAAUGCAUCACGCGAAUCCCAUUGUCCAACUUGUAGGCAUCCAUACUACCACUUUCCAACAAUCUGUGAAAUGUUUCACUUUUUGCUUCUUAAGACAUAUCCUGAAGCUUACAAGAGAAGGGAAAAUCAGACUCUGGAGGAAGAAAAGGAAACGGGUCACUCCUCCCCUCAAGUUAUAUGUGAUCCUCCUGGGGAUUCGCUUACCGGUACUACCAUAAAUCAGACGUCUAACUCAGGCAGCACAUUAUCUUUUGAAAGUAUGGAGCAAUCAGGGUCUGCAAAUCAUAAAGGAGACGAAGGCAUCAUUUUGGAAUACUCUUCUGACAGGAAACAUGGAACAAUAUUGCCUCAAAAUGGGCACAUUCAGCAACCAAAAAUAUUAGUUGCAGAUUUAAUGUGCCCAACGUGCAAGCAACUUCUCAUUCAUCCUGUUGCUCUUAAUUGUGGUCAUGUAUACUGUGAGACUUGUAUCACCGACUUAUCUCAUGAGAUGUUUAGAUGUCAAGUUUGUCAAAGUCCACAUCCCGAAGGAUUUCCAAAAGUUUGUUUGGCUCUUGACCAGUAUUUAGAAGAGCAAUUUCCAGAAGAGUACACACAGAGAAGAGAUGCAAUUCAACUUGGUCAAAUCAAAGUCCAACCUGAGACCACAUCUUCUUGUUCAUUAUCUACCGACAACAGAGAAAGGAUAGCUUGGGGUUCUAAUCCUGAAUUGUUGAUUCACCCAGGAGUUGGUUGUGAUUUUUGCGGGUUGUACCCAAUAAUUGGGGACAGAUAUAAAUGUGUUGACUGUGAAGAGAGUAUCGGCUUUGAUCUUUGUGGUGAUUGCUAUAACAAACGUUCAAAGCGUCCGGGCCGAUUUAAUCAGAAGCACACCCUUGACCACACACUCAUGCUUGUACAAUAUCGGAGGAUGCUAAUUAGCCGUGGACAAGAUUCUUCAGAUUUAAUAGUUAUACCGGAUGAUCCUGAUUCCUCCUCUGAUGAGGAAUAAAACCAGAGUCACUCUGAUGCCACAAAAUCGCAUUAUCUUAUGGCGGUACUCAUAUUUAUGGAUUUAAUGGUUAAUUACACGCUAGUGUGAGGACAGGAUCCAAUGCUUCAUAUUUCAAUCAGAUCGGUUAUGUUGUGAAUCCUCAAAUCCACAUGGUUUAUCUGGUUUUCCUGAUUUGUGCAUAUUGAUUUUUUUUUUUUUUUUUUUUUCUAUCACAGCUAAAUCUGUCGUUUGGUUGUAGCAAUUUGUGACUAUUUUAGUAUGAGUUAGAUAUAGGUUAUUGUGUUGACUUAGGCCUUGACAAUAUAAGCAUUACCUCUAUUGACAAGGCAAGGUACAUAUUUCCAAGAGUUUUCCUGAAUUUACAAAAAGCAAGUAUGCUAUAAAAACAUUUUGGUGAUGAUAUUAUUCAACUUAUGCAUGAGAAUGAAGUAUGUUUGAACUCUUUCUAGCAAA
This is a messenger RNA of Medicago truncatula (barrel medic), 1693 nucleotides long. Its product is annotated as E3 ubiquitin-protein ligase PRT1. Gene Ontology annotation, molecular function: ubiquitin protein ligase activity; zinc ion binding. The transcript has 7 exons. Gene Ontology annotation, biological process: proteasome-mediated ubiquitin-dependent protein catabolic process. The coding region runs from base 98 to 1237 and encodes 379 amino acids. The record is from RefSeq and is a predicted model, not a curated record. Lineage: Eukaryota; Viridiplantae; Streptophyta; Magnoliopsida; Fabales; Fabaceae.